UGGAGUGUGAUUUAUGGUCCUCACAUGUAUCUCCUCAUGCACUAUUAUUUGAUUUAACUAAAUGACAAAUCUAUUUACUCAAUUUUUUUUGAGUAUUCUCGAUUCUUAAUAAAAUGAACAAAAAUAUUUAAGACAAUUUUUUUAACUUUUAAGGACGGAGGGAGUACACUGUAGUUCGUAGUUCCGUACGAAGCAUUCUAGAAGGUCUUCCCUCGAGCUUUCAACCUCACAAAAGUCACAAUACGUCAAUAUGCCAUUCAAUCAAAGUCAAACUUGGCGUACCAUCCAUAAGCAGUGAAUUGAAUAACGAGGGAGACAUCAAUAUUUACAAACCCAGAAAAACACCCCAAAUUUUUAGAACCAUAAAUCUUAUUUCCACUUCCACCACCAACAAACAAUUCUCAUCUUACCAUUUUCCUAAUCACUCAACCAAAAAUGACUUCCACCACCAUCGCCAUCACCACCACCGCCGCCGCCACCGCCACCGCCACCAAAGAGAUCAAAACCGAGAUCCCUCACGUCAUCCGAGUCUACACCGACAACUCGGUUGAGCGUCUCUGGGGCCCACCUACGGUGCCUGCCACCGUAGAAGACCCCGAAACCGGUGUCUCCUCUAAAGACGUAGUCCUUUCACCCACCACCGGCCUAACCGCCAGACUCUACCUUCCUAACCCAACAACCACCACCCAACAAAAACUCCCGAUCGUAAUCUACUUCCACGGCGGCGGCUUCUGCCUUAAAUCCGCUUUCUCCUCCACCGAACACCGCUACAUGAACCACUUAGCUUCCCAAGCAAAAGUAGUAAUCGUCAACGUCGAGUACCGCCUCGCUCCCGAACACCCCCUCCCCGCCGCCUACGACGACGCGUGGACCGCACUCAACUCUCUCUCCACCCUAAACGAUCCUUGGAUAACCAACCACGGCAACCUCGACGCCGUCUUCGCAGGAGGUGACAGCGCCGGAGCCAACAUAGCUCACAACUUAGCCAUGAAAGCAGGAAACAGUAAUCAAGAAUUACCAGUAAAAAUCAAUGGAGUAUUUCUCUGUCACUCCUUCUUCCUAGGCCCGAAGAGAGUAGGGACCCGAAAGCCCGAACACGACUUUGGAUUUAACAAAGAGGUUGCAUUUCUAACCUGGGAUCUCGCUUACCCGGGAGCUGGACCCGGCCACCCGACGAUUAACCCGGUGGUUGAUGGUCCGAGUUUGAAAGGGUUAGGGUGUAAGAAGGUGUUGAUUGUUACAGGGGAAAACGAUGAUAUUGUGGAUUGGAGUGUUUUGUAUUAUGAUGGGUUGAAAGGAAGUGGAUUUGGUGGGAGUGUGGAAUUGUUUGAAGUAAAAGGAGAAGGUCAUUCAUUUCAAGUAUUCAAUCCUACUUGUGAUAAUUCUAAGGUUUUGAUCCAGCGUUUGGCUUCUUUCUUCCACAACUGAUCAGGACUUCUAAUUGGAUUACUUUAUUUGGUAAUGGAGUUGAAUUUCUUGCUUCUUUUUUUCA
Messenger RNA from Spinacia oleracea (spinach), 1492 nucleotides. RefSeq names its product 2-hydroxyisoflavanone dehydratase-like. The record is from RefSeq and is a predicted model, not a curated record. Lineage: Eukaryota; Viridiplantae; Streptophyta; Magnoliopsida; Caryophyllales; Amaranthaceae. Bases 436 to 1428 code for a protein of 330 amino acids. The transcript has a single exon. Gene Ontology annotation, molecular function: hydrolase activity.